Molecule: messenger RNA, 1908 nt
Organism: Cynara cardunculus var. scolymus (artichoke)
Lineage: Eukaryota; Viridiplantae; Streptophyta; Magnoliopsida; Asterales; Asteraceae
Product: pollen receptor-like kinase 3
Exons: 2
Coding region: 1-1908 (635 amino acids)
Biological process (GO): protein phosphorylation
Molecular function (GO): protein binding; ATP binding; protein kinase activity
Source: RefSeq, a predicted model, not a curated record
AUGGCCGUUCUUGGUCUUCCUGGACCUCCAUUUUUCUUCUGUAUCUUCUUCCUCUUCAUCACCGUUCCCACGAUCACCAAAUCCGCCAUGAACGAUGCAGAAGCUUUGCUCAAAAUCAAACAGUCAUUACACGAUUCCCAGUUUCUUGAUUCUUGGAAGAAUGGAACACAGCCUUGUGACGAAGUAAUCCGAUGGGUCGGAGUUGUUUGUGGUAAAGGGAUCGUUACCACCCUUCGUCUCCGAUCAAUGAAUCUUUCCGGUGACAUUGAUAUGUCGGCCCUCUCGCAGUUGCAAGGUUUACGCGUUCUUAACCUCGUUAACAACUCGUUUUCCGGCCCCAUACCGGAAUUCAAUAAGCUCGGAGCUUUGAAAGCUAUUUACGUCUCGAUGAACAACUUUUCCGGAGAGAUUCCAUCGGGUUUCUUCACGAAAAUGGUGUCGUUGAAGAAGAUAUGGUUCGAUAAGAACAACUUCACCGGUCCGAUCCCUUCGUCGUUGGCUCAACUCCCUCGUUUAUUGGAAUUACAUCUCAAUAGCAAUAACUUUACCGGUUUGAUCCCAUCGAUCGGGCAGCAAAGUUUGGAGUCGCUUAAUCUUUCGAGUAAUAACCUCUACGGCGACAUACCUUCGAGUUUAUCGAGAUUCGAUGUGUCGUGUUUUGAAGGAAAUCCCGGGCUUUGUGGGCAGAAAUUCGGUAAGUUAUGCGCUAGUGUGGUUCCGACUCCCCCGCCGCCAUCCGAACCACCUCAGAAGUCGCUAAAGAUCGCGUACGCGCUCAUGGGUCUAUCGGGUUUCAUUCUUGCAUCGAUGCUCGUCGGAAUCUAUCUGUUAGUACAGAAGAGAAAGAGAGAAGAAAGGGAUCAAAUGUGCACGGAAAAACGAAACUUCGAUGGUAACAUCGGUUUAUGUAUAUCGAGUAUCGGUCGAAAAGAAGAAGAUGGGUCAGGUUCAGGUACUGGGAAAUGCAUGGGGGGAAGAAGAUCUCCUAGAAAAACCAAAGGGUUUGGUGACCUAAUGAUGUUGAACAAUACCGGAAAACCCGUGUUUGGAUUGUCGGAUUUGAUGAAAGCCGGAGCCGAGGUUUUAGGAAACGGAUCGUUGGGGUCAUCGUACAAAGCUAAACUAUCGAACGGUUUGAUUCUAGUGGUGAAAAGAUUGAAAGAAAUGAACAAAAUGGAUAGCGAUGAUUUCAAAACGGAAAUGACGAGGUUGGGAGGAUUGAAACACCCGAACAUACUGGCACCAUUGGCCUGCCAUUAUCAGAAAGAUGAGAAGCUCUUGAUCUAUGAAUACAUUCCAAAAGGCAGUUUACUCUAUCUAUUGCAUGGUGAUCGAGGGGAGAGUCAUGCGAACCUUAACUGGCCGACCCGAUUGAAAAUAAUUCAAGGAAUCGUGUUAGGAAUGAGUUAUAUUCACACCGAGUUAGCCACGCUAGCAUUGCCACACGGGAAUCUGAAAUCGAGCAAUGUUCUUAUUGGCCCCGAUAACGAGCCACUAGUCGUAGAUUAUGGUCUCAUUAGCAUCAUCGAAAGAAAUCAUGCAGCGAGCGUAUUAAUGGGGUACCAAGCCCCUGAAGCAGUCGAAAGCCGUUCGAUUUCGCCCAAAUGCGAUGUUUAUAGUCUCGGAGUCAUCGUUCUUGAGAUCUUGACCGGGAAAUUUCCGUCUCAGUAUCAUAAGAACAACAAAGGCGGGACGGAUGUCGUGCGAUGGGUGAAAUCGGCGAUUGAGGAGAAGAGAGAGGUGGAAUUGUUGGAUCCGGGGAUCAGUGAGCACCGGAGUUGUAUAGGGGAGAUGCAGAAGCUAUUGCACAUUGGUGCGGAUUGCACGGAAAGUAAUCCGGAGAAACGGGUAGACAUUAGAGAGGCGAUUAGAAGAAUAGACGAGAUUCGGAUUGACGGAAGCACGUAG